Molecule: messenger RNA, 2124 nt
Organism: Diaporthe citri
Lineage: Eukaryota; Fungi; Ascomycota; Sordariomycetes; Diaporthales; Diaporthaceae
Exons: 2
Coding region: 1-2124 (707 amino acids)
Source: RefSeq, a predicted model, not a curated record
AUGUCUGAGGCCGAUUCCAAGACUAUUCACGUGAACCCCCAGGUUCAAACCCCACCACCCCGAGCUUACCUGUCGUCGCUUAUGCCCGGCAAUACCGUCGGCGUCCCACUUCCCGCCGACAACAUGAACGCCCCCGCUGCUGGAGCAACUGCUAUCAACCAGGCUCGCAACCAGGACACCCAGAAGCCGUUCCCCGCCAUCCCUGAUGAGGAGGUUGAGGAGGCAGACUGGAUCGCUCGAUGGCUGGAGAAGACAGAGAUGGAGCAGGCCGAUAAGUACAACCGGACCGUAACGAUCUCGCCUCUUCCAGAUGACGCGACUGUUGCCGACGUCCUGCCUCGCAUCCGUGGUGGCGUGGACUCGUGCUACGUCAGCCAGUUCGAGGAGACCCGCGUUGCCGUUGUCACCUUCAAGCGUUCCGCAGACGCCAUCACCUACGCUGACUUCUGCAAGGAGACUCCGAUCUGGGGCCUAUGGACCUUCCAGAUCUCCCGACCCGGUGUCCCGUUCACGUGGGAGCGCCGCGCCAAGGUCAAGCUGUACAAGGCAGCGCCCGGGAUGGGAUCCGUCUGGAAGCGUGGAGAUAUCCCUACCCAGCCCCGGGACGUCGUUGUCGCGGGCUCCCGCUGCCUCAAGUACACCGGCUGCAAGCCUCACGAGGUCGCCAAUAUCUAUCGAGCCCUAGGCCUUCAGUACUCGCAGCACCAGAGAGACCAGGUUGAGGGAAUGUGGCUGGACGGCCCGGUACGCGAUGGCAAGGGAGACCCCGUCCGCGGUACCCUCCACGUCUGGUAUACCAGUAUCAAGGCGGCCCAGGAGGCCAAGGUCCGUGUGACCUCGCUCGAGUUCGAGUACGACCCUUGCUCCGACUCGCCUGAGAAGCUCCUCCUGUAUCUCGACGAGGGCGAUGACGUUCCGAUCUUCCGGCACCACGAGCCUUUCGUGAACCUCGUGGACCUGGACCAGAAGAGCAUUCUGACGGGAAUUCGCGAGGGCCUGGUCGACCCUGCUCAGGCCUACUGGCGGUGCCGUGUUGUUACCCAGCCGAAGCCAGAUGUCAUGGAUAACCUGGCCGCGCGCCUCCAAUGGUCUCUCCAGACCAACGGCGGACGGCAGGCGAUGUCGACUUUCCCGGGCGCCUACCAGCAGCCCGGCGUCAUUAUUCCUCCAGCCGCCCUCAGCGAUCCCUUUCUCGACACCCAGCCUAUAGGCACGGGCUUCCCCCCUCAGCACAACCGCGAUAUUCCUGUCUACAGACUGCCCGGAAUCGACCAGAACAUUCCAACGGAGUAUCAGCCAUUCGCGGCCAGCCGAGCCGUCCCGCCGGGACACCAUCUGUCUCCGUUGGAGACCUACGUCGCCCGGACCCAGGAGCGUCAGGCCCUGGGCUUCCCUCCGUACCACAAUACGGACCAGAACAGCGUGCUCUACCGCACCACUCAGCCUGUUUAUGACCUCACCACGGACACCGACAACAAAAACAACAACAGCAGCAGUGACGGCACCGGCACCGGAACCUUUGGCGGCAUCGGCGUGAUCGGUGACAACAUCCGCACCACCAACACUAACCUCGCCACCAACAACUCUAACCUGGGUGGUGGCGAUGAUGACACCCGGACCAAUCUGACGGAUGCUCCGCAGGACAUCCAGGUUCCAGGAGACUCUGCACCCACCACUGUAUUUGCUACAUCUCUCAUUUCUGAUUCUUCAUCUCUUACCCAGGGCGCGACAUACGCCGUCUCCUUGCAAACCUCUGUUGCCGGUCACAAGAUGGACCAUGGCUAUGCUGGCAAUUCUAGCAAGGAGGUCUGCGCGGACAACUUUGGCACUGGCUCUAAUUGCUCUAUCGAGCCUACUGUCGUUGGACUGCGUGGUGGCGGUAAGGCCACAAAGUCUGACAAGACUUCGUCGACAGACACAAGUGAAUCUGUCGACGCCCCUCUCACUUCAGCUCCUGGCAAGUACUCCCGCAAGGACUUGAGCACCCAGGAUGUCUUCUGGACCUGCAGCCUGGAGGAGUUCCGCGCCAUGAGCGACGAGCAGUGGGCAUCAUUCGGCACUGCCUUCUACGUUGCUCCAGCCGGCUUUGACACGGCUACAAAGCACGUUGUCCAGCUUGAGUGA